AUGGCUGCACUCCUCCGACUUUCAUUUGCCAUACUCGUCGUUUGGCUUCUCCUCAUCACAAUCGAUGUAGCGAUGGUAGAAGGCAGGACGUGUCAAAGGCGGAGCAAGACGUGGACCGGGCUUUGUGGCGUCUCAAGUCACUGUGACAAUCAGUGCAGGAGGUGGGAGCACGCGGCACAUGGCGCUUGCCAUUACGACUUCCCUGGAUUUGCCUGCUUUUGCUAUUUCAACUGCUAA
Molecule: messenger RNA, 237 nt
Organism: Striga hermonthica
Lineage: Eukaryota; Viridiplantae; Streptophyta; Magnoliopsida; Lamiales; Orobanchaceae
Source: the annotation of a GenBank genome assembly